AUGGAAAUAAAUCACGAACGACUAGUUCAGGUUUUGUGUGUAGCAGAAGCACUUGGUAUGCUACAAGAUCCUGUGCAAAGGCCACGUAGACAACACUGGGUUCACCCAAUGAAUCAUGAUAGGGAAACAAGCGGACGAUUUUUUAAGUUUUAUAACGAUAUAAGAUUAUAUCCAGAAAAGUUUUUCUUAUAUUAUCGGAUGUCAAUCAAACCAUUUGACGAAUUACUUAAAAAAGUACGUGACCAUAUAUCAAAGAGAUAUACACCUUGGCUGAAUCCUUUGAGUGCAGAGGAAAGAUUAACCAUUACACUCAGGUAUCUAUCAACUGGAAUGACGUUUACUGCGUUACAUUUUGAAUUUAAAAUAGGCAAAAGUACUGUUGGUGAAAUAGUACGAGAAACUUGUAUUGCAAUAUGGAACAUGUUGCAAAAGGAAGAAAUGCCUGAGCCCACAACUGAACAUUGGUUGGAAAUAUCAAAUACAUUUUAUUCAAAAACCAAUUUUCCCAACUGUCUUGGUGCUGUAGAUGGGAAACACAUUCGUAUACAAAAUCCAAAAAACAUGGACUCACUCUUUUUUAACUACAAAAAAUAUUUUUCAAUUAUUUUAAUGGCCGUAGUUGAUGCCAAUUUGAGUUUUAUUUACAUUGAUGUUGGAACUUCGCCGUCAACCGUCAACCGCAACAUGUUGCGGUCGAUUUUUCGACCGCGGCGGUUUCCGCGGCUGAACCGCAUAAGUGUGAACGCAUAUCAGGCGGUUGCAUUUAAAAUCAAACAAUUUGAAUUUGUUGGAUGGUUCAACCGCUGCGGCUCAACCGCUAUGUGUGGCCUGACCCUUAGUGAAAAGGGAGGACUAAAUUAG
Messenger RNA from Metopolophium dirhodum (rose-grain aphid), 861 nucleotides. RefSeq lists its product as uncharacterized. The record is from RefSeq and is a predicted model, not a curated record. The transcript has 3 exons. NCBI's taxonomy places the organism in Eukaryota, Metazoa, Arthropoda, Insecta, Hemiptera, Aphididae. The coding region runs from base 1 to 861 and encodes 286 amino acids.